Messenger RNA from Phanerochaete carnosa HHB-10118-sp, 824 nucleotides. RefSeq lists its product as uncharacterized. Gene Ontology annotation, cellular component: retromer complex; endosome. Bases 67 to 753 code for a protein of 228 amino acids. NCBI's taxonomy places the organism in Eukaryota, Fungi, Basidiomycota, Agaricomycetes, Polyporales, Phanerochaetaceae. The record is from RefSeq and is a predicted model, not a curated record. The transcript has 3 exons. Gene Ontology annotation, biological process: retrograde transport, endosome to Golgi; intracellular protein transport.
CCGAAAGCCUGCGUUUGGCCGACCCGCGCAUCCACCACUCAGGCCUGCUGCUAAUUCGCGACGACCAUGGUUCUCGUCCUCGUCAUCGGCGACCUCCACAUCCCACACAGGAUACACGACCUCCCCGCCAAGUUCAAGAAGCUCCUCGUCCCGGGCAAAAUCCAGCAGAUCCUCUGCACGGGCAACCUCUGCGACCGCGAGACGUACGAGUACCUCCGCACGGUCUCGCCGGACGUGCAUGUAGUUCGUGGCGACUACGAUGAGAGCGCAUUGCCUCUCUCGGUGACCGUAACCCAUUCGCCAAUCCGGAUCGGCGUCGUACACGGACACCAAUGUGUCCCCAGCGGGGACUUGGACUCGCUCAGUGCAAUCGCAAGACAGAUGGAUGUAGACGUUCUAAUCUCAGGGCACACCAACACGUACGUCUCGGUUCCACUCUGGUCUCGCAGCUCGCCAAACCUUGUCGUCAAAAGCUUCCAGGCCGUCGAAUACGACAACCGCUUCUUUGUCAACCCCGGGUCGGCGACUGGGGCGUGGACUGGUAGCAUCAAUGGUGAAGCUACGCCCACCUUUGCUCUGAUGGACAUCCAAGGCCCAGCUGUCGUCACCUAUGUCUAUCAGCUGAUUGACGGCGAAGUUCGAGUUGAAAAGAUCGAAUAUCGGAAGGACAUAGAGACCUCAAAAGAACCCCCACGGACCAUACCCCAGAGUAUACCCAAUAGCCCGCCUCCGCAGCAGCAGGCAGCAUGGUGAUGCAGUGGAAGACAGUGGCUGUGGAAAAGAUGUUGUAAUGUUAACAUGGUUUUGGUACGCCCUUCUUUUGU